AUGCCCCAGAGCUUCGCCAAAGCGGACAACAUGAAAUAUGAAGACUCUGGCAAACCCAACAAGCACAACUACAAACUACAGAAAGGUUUUACCGCUGCGUACCCAACUCAAUCUUCCAUUCCUUAUAAAUACAGAACAGCAAUAAUCCUAGAAUCAGAAAGAAAGGGAUUUAACAGCCAAGCCAGAAGAUUCUACAACAAAAAGGACGACUUCCCGGGCCCUGGGUUCUACAAUGUCACCCACCAGUCUCCAGUGUUCAACAGUGUCUCUCUUUCCAACAGAGGAACCUGCAUGUUUCCCUCCACGUGUGCCCGGCUGGACGACAACAUUUCUAAAUAUCCUGCUGCCAAUGCAUAUACCAUCCGCUCAGAGUUGUCUUCCAAGAAAGACUUCAGCAACUCAUGUUCCAGCAUGUUCCAGCUGCCAAUCUUUAUGAAAGUGGUCAAAUCGGGAACCCCUGCCCCAAACCAUUACUAUACCUCUGUACCUGGCUGCAAACAAAGAAACAAUGUCUCUGCUCCAGUUGGGUUUCUGUCAAAAACAGAAAGAGGAGUCUUCCCUUUGUCCAGAUCCGGAGGGCCAGCUCCAGGGCAUUACAAUGUCAACGAAUCGCUGGUGAAACACUCACCGAAGAUCUUAGUGUCCUGCUUCAAAUCCAAAACUGGCCGUGGAUUAAAACUGACAUCAACAGGCCCAGGACCUGGCUACUACAACCCCAAUGAUCAAACCAAGAUUCUGAAAAAGCCUCAUGUCCCGAAAGGUACGCUCCUGAACUUCUCUGCCCACCCUCUGCCUCUGCCCCCAAAGCCACCUCUGCCUGGGCCUGGUCAGUACGAUAUUGUGGACUACGAGGGACCCCCUAAGCAUUUCAUCUCCAGUGCAUCAUUUGUGUCCAAUACCAGCCGGUGGCCGGUGUUGUCAUCCAGACCAAGCCUACCUGGCCCAGCCACAUACAAGCCAGAGAUCCCAGGGAAGCAAUCCUUCCUCUACAACGAGGACAACAAAUGGAUCCCAGCGAUAUAGCAAUGCCACAGCAGCUCAGGGAGAGGCUCAUGCAGCUGGGCCCCCGAGCCUGCUCCCCAGGAUACCCAUCAGCAGAACCCACCUUUCCUCUGUCCCCCAGCCCAGGCUCACAUACUGUCUGGAGCUGCCUUCUGGAGACUGGCCACCCCUGCCCCUCCCAUGCUUUCCUGAGCAGAAAGGAAGAGAGGCAAAGCUCUCUGACUACCCUUUUGUCAGCCUCCAAGCUGGUUUUGGGGACUCCCCUCCCCAGAGUUAAGGGGUCUUGAAGCACAGACGCUGAUAUGAAACCUCGGCCUACUUCCCUGUGUUGAAGUUCUUGCUUAGAAACCAACCAACCAGCGCUCUGAGUCCUGGUCCGUGAGCCCUGACCUCCAGUUGUCCUUGACUUCUGGGAGGCGGGAGGCUCAGAGGGGCCUGCGACGUGAGCACAGGCUAUUCCCUGGGAACCCCUGCCCUCUGCUGUGCCUUGUUAUUGCACAUCAAGAACAUGGAAUCCAGUCAUGAGUCAUCACCUAUGAACAUGGAGUCCAGUCAUGAGUCAUCACCCAUGAACUCGCAGACUCUGUAUUCAUCAGCAGGCGAGGCAGGACCCAGCUGGAGCUAGAGGCCUGGAACCACGGUCCCCAGGGCAGGGAGGACCUCUGUGUCCGUUGUCAUUAUGUUCUCAUUUCCCCAACCUUGCCUCUGCCUGGCCUGGUCUCUGUCGCCUUCACGACUUCCCACUUCUGAGAAAGUUUUCUGAGAAAGCAUCAGUUUCUGAGUUGGACCGUGUCUCUCACAGAUCAUGGCUUGCCUGCAAUGGCUAGAGGAAGAGCUGACCAAGAACCAAGAUGAAAUGAGACUGGUCGCACAUCCUCUCCUUUCCCGGGUGUCGCUAAUGUCUGCCACUUUUCUAGAUGGGGUCCUCUUGGGCUCCCUUCCCUCCUCCAGCCCCUAUCCCCUUCCAUGAUGCCUGGACUUCUCGCUUCCCAAGGCCCCUUCCUUGAAGUUCUCUGGGCCUCCCAUAUGGACUGGCUUCCUGACUGGGUUUUCUCCUGAGGGAGGGGCGAGGCGUGAGGAUGAGGGAGGGAAGGGAUGAAGAAACAUUUUCAAUUAAAUGGAAUUCUUGCUUCUCA
Arvicola amphibius (Eurasian water vole) is the source of this 2138-nucleotide messenger RNA. RefSeq names its product sperm tail PG-rich repeat containing 1 (gene Stpg1). Gene Ontology annotation, molecular function: histone binding; chromatin binding. Gene Ontology annotation, cellular component: female pronucleus; germinal vesicle; male pronucleus. Bases 1 to 1023 code for a protein of 340 amino acids. The record is from RefSeq and is a predicted model, not a curated record. The transcript has 8 exons. NCBI's taxonomy places the organism in Eukaryota, Metazoa, Chordata, Mammalia, Rodentia, Cricetidae. Gene Ontology annotation, biological process: epigenetic programing of male pronucleus.